Tigriopus californicus is the source of this 2461-nucleotide messenger RNA. RefSeq names its product tyramine receptor Ser-2-like. The transcript has 4 exons. Gene Ontology annotation, molecular function: G protein-coupled receptor activity. Gene Ontology annotation, biological process: G protein-coupled receptor signaling pathway. The coding region runs from base 10 to 1413 and encodes 467 amino acids. Gene Ontology annotation, cellular component: membrane. NCBI's taxonomy places the organism in Eukaryota, Metazoa, Arthropoda, Copepoda, Harpacticoida, Harpacticidae. The record is from RefSeq and is a predicted model, not a curated record.
ACAUUUCGAAUGGAACGCUGGGGCUCUCCCGGAUCAGUGUUAAACAGAUCGGCAAGGUCGCAAGACAUGGAAGUCAAUGUGUCCUUCAACCAGUUGGACUGUCCCAAGUUUGAGCCAAGUGAUGAUCAUUUCAUCAAACAGUGGGCUUUCUGGACAGAUGGCGUCACCAAAACAAUUGUGGCCAUCCUUGGCAUCAUCGGGAACAUAGUAGCCAUUCGGGUGUUAACCCGCGUGUCCAUGCGAAAUUCGUUUAAUCUCCUGUUGGUGACAUUGGCGCUCAUUGACUCCACCUAUUUGGUAGGGGCAAUCUUGGAGAGCCUUCGGAAACGGUUCCACGUGGAGAGUGACCUUCAACUUGUGAUGUUUCCCUACUUUUUAUACCCGCUCAACUCCAUUGCUCUUACGGCCUCAAUUUUUAUGACCGUGGCAAUUGCCCUUGAACGCUACAUAGCCGUUCAUUAUCCUUUAGACUACAACAGGGCCAUGAAUGACUUGGGUGCAAUGCAGCGUCGGCUUCUCAAGUAUGUGAUCCCCGUCAUUUUCUUCUCGGUGGCGUUCAAUUUGACCAAGUUCCUGGAGUCAGAAGUGGCCUAUCAGAAUGUGACCAAUACCCUCACCAACACCACUCAGAGCAAGCCAUUCUUGCAAGUGACUGAGUUGAGAACCAAUCCCAUUUUCUCCGCCUACUCCAAUUGGUCACGUUUGAUCGUCAUCGGGAUCGUUCCCUUUCUCAAAUUGGUGUUCUUUAAUUGGAACAUCUUCAAGGAUGUGCGUGAAAGGCAAUUACGACGAAUCAAUAACACUGCUGCUUCGAGGUUCCCUCGGGACACAACUGUUGUGCUUUACCAAAAUAAUCCUUCGAAGACGGGCAGUCCAGGCAGCGGGCAAUCAUCCAUCCUUAUGACCGCUAACCAACUGAGGGCCAAGGAGUGUGUACAGCAUAACCGAAACCCGGGUGAACCUCCGGAGGAAAUGGAGAAUACGUCCGGAUCAGAUUUUGAUCACUCGGAAGUUGAUGGUGGAAACUCUCAAAUUAAUUUGGAAGUCAUUCAGAUCUCGUCCCCGCCCAAAAAGGCCAAACGCCGAAACUUUCUCAAGAGGAUUUCCAAGCAUAAUGAGCGUCGUCGGAGAGUGGAAGACAAUCUUGCCAUUGUUUUCAUGGGGUUCAUCCUCGUCUUUCUAUGUUGUCAUGCACCCAGGAUAUGCUUGGAUAUUCACGAGUUGUUCACUCUGAAGCAUGCCAAUGAGUGUCGCUCACACGGCUUCCGGGGCUUUCCCGCGUGGUCUCUGAUCGCCAUUCAUGUCAGCCACGUGCUUCUUGUGUUGAAUGCGGCCACAAAUAUCCUAAUCUAUUGCAGUCUCAGCUCCAAAUUCAGAGAAGAGUUCAAGGCAGUGUUCUGCAAUGGGAAAUGAGGCGGAUCCAACCAAUUGUGGAACAUGGAGAGCCAAGAGAGAAAAAAAUGGGCUCCAUGUGAAGUGAGCCUCGAUUUUCUGCAUUGAUUGUCACGGUCAUAGGUGGGCACAAUUGCCAAUUGAAGCAAAUGGUUAAUUGAUUAGUUUUUACCUUCGGAUAAAGAUACUGAUUUGUUGGUCCAAAAUUUAAUCAAAUCACCAGAUAUGUGGUGAAAGAACGGUCCAAUAAUAAGUAGGAAGUGGGGAUUUUUAUCAAUGACACUAUAUCUUUUGACUUUGGAAUUAUCUGAAAGAAAAAAACCUUGCUGUCAACCUCCAAAUAGGGUUGUUAUGAGUCUUUGAAAUGAAUCGCAAGAUAUUUACCAUUUUUUUGGAGAUCUUCUAAUGGACUGAAAUCUUUUUCAACAGACUUUGAGUCUCAACAAGUCAUAAAAUAUGACAGGAGUAUCAAAGAGUAAUUUCUUUUUUUCUUUACACAAAAGUUUUGCUCAAAUCGUUUCAAUUUUGUCCUUUUUUCGACUUUUGGUAAUUUGUAAAAAUAUUUCAAUACUUAUACCAAAAUAAGCAUACACGUGAGGAGGCAUCUUAAUUACAAAAAAGAGUGCUGAAACUCAUUCCUUCUUUUUACUUACACCCAAGAAUCAAUUUGCUAUACAAAAUAUUAUCCCGUCAAUUUUGAACUAUUUUUGGUUCAGAUUAACACGGGCGACUCGGGUCAUUGUUUUGCGAUUCAAAAUACCUCUAAAAUUUCAGCGUGUUUGUUUCGUUUGGUUCAUUAAGCGAAAUAGAUUGAGCAUGUUACGCCCACCUACAUUCGUUGAUGUUACUCAAGAAAGGAUGAGAUGUCGUUUGGAUGUUCUUUAUAUAUUUAUUGUCAAUUAAAUGUCGUAUGAUGACUCCAUUUGAAUUGAAAUGUUAUAUUGGAUGUUGAUCUCAAUGGUAUUGCUCCAUACUUACAAAAGACGUAUAUUUUCAUGUAUUUUUCCUCAACAUACAUCAUCUAUCUGUGUGAUUUCUCAAAUGAAAAUAAUAAAAAAGCUUUCUUCUC